This is a messenger RNA of Arctia plantaginis, 5247 nucleotides long. Lineage: Eukaryota; Metazoa; Arthropoda; Insecta; Lepidoptera; Erebidae. The record is from the annotation of a GenBank genome assembly.
AUGGCACGUGUUACUGAGUUUGAAACAUUAGAACACCAAUUUUUGGAACUUAUUGCUGAAUUUCGAACUAUUACGAUUUCGGGGAAUCGUUUACGUGAUUCGUUACGAACGGAAUCGUCUCGCGCUGAGGCAGCAGAAGCAGGUCGCGCGGCUGCUGAACGAACCGCGGCUGAAGCACGGAGCAGCGCCUCUGCCGCCACCGCAGCUGUUAAUAAGGCCACUUCAGCACUAGCGAACGCUCAGGAACAACUCACAGGACUUAAGAUUCAUCUAGAGCUUACGGAACGCCAACGUGCAACAUUGGAAGAACGAUGCACCCAAAUGUCCACACAAAUAAAUUCACUAGAGAGACAACUUCAACAACUCAGACCCCUUCAACCAGCGCACGCCAUGUUACAAAAACAGUAUACUGAUCUUCAAGAACGCAUUCUUAAUGCAUCCGAAGAAGCGCGGAGAGAAUCAAGUCGUCUUGAAAGUGAGCUCCGAAGAGUAGAGAAGUGCAAUGCGGCGGGUUCAGAACUACGCGAGCGCGCGCGACUGGCCGCCGCGGCUCACGCUCGCGAGAAGCGACUUGCGAACACCGAACUGCAGCACACUAACCGUGAACUGCUCAAUGCCAAUGCGGAAAUAAGCAAGCUCAGAGCAACGGUGGCGGAAUUACAAAUCCAUUUAACUGAAGUUAAUAAGAACAAUGUCAUAAGAACAGUUGACCCAAAUAUAGAAGUAGUGGCUGAAAUAAGAGCAGCUUUAGAAGCGGAGCGAGCUGGGACAACCAAACUCGAACGUGCGUUAGCAGCAGCACUCGCAGAUAAUGCGACAUUGGCCUCUCGGCUGCACGCUACUGACAAUACUGAUGAAGCAAACGAUGCCUUGACGCCUACUGAAUUAACUUCCACUAACAUUUCGUCCAUCAGAACCAUGAUUCAGAAAUUUGGAGUGUGCGUCUUCUUCGUUGCUUUGACAGCACCCCUUGUACAAUGUAUAUCCGUGAUAGGGCCUCGUGCACUUCGUCCGUUCAGCUCAUACACAGUAGCAAUAGCGGGCAGCUCCAGAUCCUACAGCCUGUAUGUGGCUAUAGAAGGUCGUCGGGCUAACGGAGAGCAGUACAACCUGGGACGCGAAGUUCAAGUGCCGGCGGCUACUUCUAGGGUCAUAGAACUUGAAAUCGGUGACCCUGGCCCGGGACAGUACGCGCUAGUGGCGCGUUCAACCUCAGGUCCGCUAUUCUCAUCUUCGGCCUCAUUGCUCUACCAGCCGCGAAGUUUUUGCAUCUUCGUGCAGACAGACAAGCGCGUAUACCAGCCCGGAGACACCAUAAACUUUAGGGUCAUCGCUUUGGACAAAUACCUGUUGCCGCUGUCGACGACUGUAGAUGUCAGUGUGCUGGAUAGUGGAGGCUCACCAAUAAGACAGUGGGCUGCUGCUGACCUCGACCGGGGAGUACUCACUCAAGAAUUAGUCCUCGCUGACGAACCAGCACUAGGAAAAUGGACUAUACAGGUGGAGGCUCGUGGGCAGAAAUACUCCCACGACAUACUGGUGGCCGACUACGUGCUGCCCAAGUUUCAUUUGGAGAUGCACUUGCCCAAAGAGGUGCUGUUUAGCGAAGGACGAUUUGACAUUAACGUCACUGCUAAACAUUUCAACGGUCAUCCGGUCCGUGGAGAAUUAACAAUAUCGGCGUAUCCAGUAUUUUUCUCUGGACUUCUGCAACCUGUAGUAGCGGCUCCUACGCGAAAAGUGGUUGAAAUCAACGGUCAGACCGACGUAACAUUUGAUCUCAAGACUGAUCUCGAUCUAGCUGAAGAUGCCGCAAGACCGCUUGUCGUCGAAGCUGUGCUAGAAGAAAAAGAUACUCUUAUAAAACAAAAUAUAUCAUCAAGGAUUUUGUUAUUGAGAGCUCCAUAUAGAUUGAGAGUAUCAGCUCCAAAUUACUUUAAACCUGCUCUUCCCUACAUAGUACAGGUAGAGGUAGUAGACCCUUCAGGACAAUUAAUAAACACGGACGGAGAAGUGACAGUGGAAAGAUUAUGGGACGAUGGUACUCCCGCUAACGUCACACAAAUACCUCUGAACAAAGGCAUCGCUACAUACACUUUAGUACCAGACAAAGGACACGUGAACUCCACUCUCAACCUAUUGAUAAAAUAUAAGGAGGUAACAGAGCGCGUGGUGCACGUGCAAAGAAACGAGUAUACCAGCCAGUACCUCACUGCUGAGGUAUUAACGCGGAACACGAGUGUCGGUGAUGAAAUGCGGGCACGAAUCACAGCCACUGAACCUAUGGACCUGGUUCACUAUGCUGUAAUUGGCAGAGGAGACAUCAUUGUUGCUAAGACCAUAGAGUUAAGUCCAGCUCGAAAGAGCGUGGAUGUAACAGCGAGUGUGACGUCACGAAUGGCUCCCGGCUGUAUAUUCCUGGCGUGGUAUCGAAGUCUCGAAGCUCCACGUAACAACUUACUGUCUGCAGCUGUGUAUUCGCCACAAAAGGACAUAUUGCAAAAUCAGGUAUUGGUAUCACCUGUGUCUACAAACGGCGCAUCACCAAAGCCGAACACGUUAGUAGAGCUCCGUGUUUUAGGCGAAGCGGGAGCUCUGGUGUCGCUCUUGGCUGAAGACACGAGGUCGAUAGAUGCGGGAAUAGCGCAGUCGAAUGCACUCGGAAGCGGCCUCGAUAUCAACAAGAUCGAGCGCGAAACGGAAAGUUUUAAUAGUUUGCCACAUUCAGUUUUUAAAAACGAAGAUCAUCUAUCGAGCUCUGGAAUCGAUUUGGGUGGUUUCACAACAUCAGAUGUUUUCAAAAACGCUGGUGUUGUGAUCCUUACUGAUGGCGUAGUUGUCAAAAAUAAUCAAGAUGGAUCCGUUUCUUCACCAGCUCCAGUAGAGACAGGCACGCGACCUCCCCUUGCCGGUCCUUAUGCCUUCAGUCGUCUUCCCCCUCCACCCUCACCUCGAUACUACCUCACAGUAUCUCCACAACCUACCUGGAUGCUAGCUAAUCUUACAAUUGGUAAUGAUGGAAAUGGUGCCAAAGAACGUUGGACAGCAGAAACACCAGGCGAAUUCUCUAUAGGAGCAUUUUCUGUACACCCAACCUUGGGUCUUGGUUUGGCUACCCCACAAAAGUUCACCACCUCAGUACCAUUAGCGCUAGAUGCAGAACUGCCUUCUAGUCUCCAACGUGGAGAAACUGUGGCUGCAGUGGUAAUAUUAAAAACCACUCUCGCUGUAGAUACGCCUGUCGAAGUCACUUUCUACAACAGCGAUCAGUAUUUCGAAUUCGAACCUCUCGAUAACGAACUCGAAAAUGCGAAAAAAAUCGAACUAUUCCGACGAAUCCGAGUGACAGUACCAGCUCGCGGUUCCAUCAGCACAGCAUUUCUUGUAACAGUAGUCCGAAGUGGUGAAGCGCCCGUCAUCAUCGAGGCCAGCGGCAACGGCGUUUCCGCCUCACUCUUCCGAACGAUCGCUGUCAAGGAUGGAUAUGAAGAAGAUCUUUGGGCAUGGAGCUUGCUGGAUGCUCGAAAAACUGUAGCGAGAGCCAACGUGACUCUGAAUGUGCGUCCUGGUGUGAAAGCUGGAGCCAUAUCGCUCCGAGCUACAGGGGACCUGCUGGCGUCGGCAUUGCAAGCAACUAAGGCACCAAUCGCGCCCUCCGCAGACUCAAUACAUGCCUUGAGACCGCUCGCACUUGCUUGUGUACUCCUUGAUCAUCUCCAGGCGACAGGUCAAGCAGAGAGCGCAACGACUAAGGAAGCAAGAGCCCUAGCUGCCGCAGGGUAUCAGCGAUUGAUGGCUUAUCGACGUUUGGACGGUUCAUUUGCAGCGGAACACGAUGCUGAAGCUGAAGGAGAUGUGUGGAUGACAGCCGCAGCAACACGUUGGUUGUCACGGUGUUCACGUUACGUGUCAGUGGAGGCGACUCCCGCAACCAGCGCGGCGGCGUGGUUAGCGCACGCGCAGCUGUCGGACGGCAGCUGGCCGGCGCCCUCGCCGCGAGUGGUCACUGACCCCCACGCGCAAGCGCCACUGCCUCUAACUGCUCAUGCUCUUGUUGCUUUACACCAGUCUAAGGGAAGCGAGGUGCUGUACAAGAACAACAUAAACAAGGCGCUCGACUUUUUAGGCAGUGAAGUAUCGCCAAACUUAGACGCUUACUCUCUGGCAGUGAUUGGAGGCGCAUUCGCCCUCACCAGGCAUCCACAACUCACACAAACUCUCGAAAUAAUGGACAAAUAUGCUAAUACCACAGGAACGACUCUAUUCUGGUCACGAACAUUGUAUAAGAACGAAUGGCGGAAUCCGUGGUUGGUUGGCAAUAGUUUAGAAGCGACGACCGCGACAUGGGGUCUUCGGGCCAUGUUGGGCGCUCGUCUAAUUGACGAAGCCACUCCUGUUAUUCGAUAUCUAUUACAAUCGUACCAGCCGAACGACCCCGAUCCUGACGUGAUCGACUCACUGGCACAGUACGCUGAAAUGAUCCACGCUUCAACGAAACUAAGAGUGUCAGUCAAUGUAACCGGCUCCGAAGAAGCCCGACAAUUUCAAAUCGCAGAAAACAAUGCUUUGAUAAUACAAACGCAAUCUAUUCGCAACAGUCGUACUGUCAGCGCAGUAACGGAAGGUCGUGGUAUUGCUCUCGUGGGACUAUUCGCUAAGGGCAGCACAAACGUAACAGCGCCCUGGCCCAGGUACACCCUCGACCCAAGAGUCGAUCAAGUUUCCACCAAGUACCGCUUGCAGCUUUCCGUGUGUUUUGGGUUCGUAUCACAAGGCAAUGAGACAGAAAGCGGGUUAGCUCUUCUUACUGUCCAAUUACCAUCCGGAUAUUUGGCGGAUAUUACUACGCUAAACGAAUUAACGUCGGUGCGGCACGUGGUGUGGGCGCGCGUGUCGCGGCAGGGCGCGCGCGUGGUGGCCGGCGUGCGCGCCGCCGCCGCCGAGCGCUGCGCCACGCUCGCUGCGCCGCGCGCUCUGCCCGUGGCCCGCCAGCGCCCCGCCUGGGUUACACUAAUCGAUCUAUAUGACUCUAGUCACCGCGCCCGAGUAUUCUACCAGGCGCUACCUGCUACCGCAUGUGACGCAUGUCGCGAGUGGGAGUCAUGCGCGCGCGCUUGCGGCUCGGCAGCACUUCAAGUCUCCGAAGAUGACCAAAAAGGCGAUCAAAUAAAACCCUCCACCGCCUCUCUCGUCAAAUCUACUUUGCUAUUGGGAAUCAUAACCACCGUCCUCAUAUUAAUUUACUGA